UUCAAAAAAUAAUAAUUUAUCAUGUUUAUUAAUUUAUAAAAUUUAUACUUUAUUUCUACUCUGAUAUAUAUAUAUAGCCGAGUAAAAAAAAAGAUACGCGUGUACACAUUUGCCUUCCUUUUAUUUUGUUUGUCGGUUAAAGUGUCCACAUUACUUUGUAUAAUUCAUUAGUAUAAUAUCUCACUAUAUGUAUAUGUUUCAAAUUAUUAUUUAUGCGUGUUCCUAUAAAGAAAGAAAUCCUUAAUAUAAUCUUCUAUGAUUCAAUUUCUUAAACCUCGAAGAUCAGAAUUAUUUGGAUAUUUUACUAAUUAUAACAAAAUUUUAAAGAUUAUAUUCAGUCAUCAAUUAUCCAAUAAAAUUAAUAUUGACAUAAAUAGGGGAAAAUAGUAUAUAUAAUUACAAAUAAAUAAUAAAAUUAGAAAACCAAAUCAGGAAGAUAUGCCCUCUGACGUAAACGUGUAAGUAACAGGUAGCAUGACCCAUCGUAUAUAUUAAAAAAGAAGUCACAACCUUAAUUCAUGUGUGAUAUUUUUAAAAAUGGACCUUACUAAAAAAUUAUGUUUCAUUUACUUCUAAUUAAUAUUUUCUGACUUACUCGGCUGUAAUUACUUACGCCUAUAAAAUCGUGGCAUCAUUUAUAAAUCACAUACAGGACAUGUAUAUAUAUCGAACCUAUAAUAAGAUUCACUCUUGAACCGGCUCGCUUUAUACACUUAAUAAACAAAAAACGCAUUUGAUUAAACCGGUUCUAACAAUCAUUUACAAUAUAUGAUUAGUUUGACUAUUCAACAUAUUCGAUUUAAACACUAAAUAAACCACAUCACAUAUUGGACUUAACCGAACAUCAAGUGAUCAUCAUUUAGCUUUGAUGAAUAGGGGAACAUAUAGUAUUAGCUUUGAGUUACAAAAAAAUGUAUAGUUCGAUGUAACUUACAGUAAAAAUUAUGUGGUAGAAACUGUAGAUUUAUGCAGUAGGUUUGCUAUAUAAAUUUGAGUUAAUAUAUUUUGAAAUAAUUGACUGGUAACAUUUUUGAUGUAUAAAUUGCAGUAUGUAUAAUUUCUUUAAAAAAUCUAAAUAUCAUAAAUAGUAAAAUCUAUUAUAUAUUUAAUUAAAUAAUUAGAAAACUAAAUAUAAUUUAAAAAUUAAGAACAUAUAUUAAAAACAAAAUUAAUAAUUAAAAUUAACAAAUAAAAUCAUAGGAUAUAACAUUUAAUCAUCAAACAAAAUUAAAAAUAUAAAAACAAUUUGGAUUAUCUAACUAGAGUUUUUUGUUUUGUAAAAAACUAACUUAAGUGAAAAAUAAUUAGAAAGUCUUUGGAUAACAAGUAGGUAAUUUAUUAAAAUACUGUAUUAAUUAGUAACAAGUAAACGUACACUAUGUGAUCAUGUAUUAUAAUUUUUUAAUUUGUUAAAAAAAAUAAAAAAGGGACGUGGGGUAGUUAAUAGAAAACCAAAAAAUUAUUUAACUCAAGUCUUAAUACAUGAGAAUUUCAUUGAUGUUGAUUUAAGAUUUGAUUUAUCAUUUUUACAAAGGAUAUAACUCAAACUAGUAACUCAACAAUAAUACAUUAUAACUCAAACCUAACAUUAAAAACUUAAAACUAAUUCAUGAUCGGUGACAUUUUUGAUUUUUCAGCAUAACUCAAACUAAAUCAACUCUAAUACAUGUUACCAAUCAAAGCCAUAAUACAUUAUUAGCUUGAGUAUUCAGCCGGUUCGUUAUAUGCAGUAAAUAAAACUAACAAAAUAAGAUUUGAACGGUACUUGGAAUGAAAUACUAUUCAUCUUUUUGGGUACUUUCAUAAUUCAUAAAUUAUAGUUGAGAACCAAGUACAUAUUAUACCUAUAUAAAAAUAUGAUUAACUUCUAUGGAUUUAUUAGUUAAGACGAAUGUUUAUUUUAAAAGGCUUUUUAAACCUUUUGAUUGCAAUAUACGAUUCUCAACAAUAUUUUCUAUAAACCAUAAUAUUGACAUGAUUUAUUAUUGAUCUCCAUAAAAAGCUCAUCGACCUUAGCUAAUGUACACAAGAUCCAUUUUGAAAAGGUAAAUUCAUAAUCAUUUAAUAUUGUGUGUGGGUUUACUAAUCAUAUAUUCUAAGUGUAUAUAUAAAAGAUAUUAGUAAUAGAUCACAUAUUUCUUGAAUAAUUGAAUUUAAAAUGUUAACGCCCAUUGGAUUUAUAGAUAGAUAGUAUAUUUUCGUACAUUUUCCUAAUUUUUAAAUGUUUAAACUAUUUUUUUUUACUAGAUAGGAUUUGUCUAUUUAUGUAAAGUCAUUUUAUCAUGUAAAGUCACAUAAAUUUGUGUUUUAAUAAUAAACCUUCAUAUGUAAUAUAUUUUUAGACAUUACAAUAAUUCUAUUUUAUCAAAAUUAGAAGAGCUUACCGAGUUUAAUAAUUAAACAAAAAUUCAACAAACAAUAUAUUGUAAAGAAAAUAAAAAACUAAUGUGAUAGUUUGAAACAAUUAAUUUGAUUAAGAAUAAGUAAAAUUUUACAAUUUUGAGUUUGAAAAAAGUGAUUUACACAUUUCAAAAUAUGUGAUUAUUAUAAUAUAUACUAUUUUAAAGUAAAAACAAAAUAUCUAUGUAAAUAUGAAUAAAAACAAACAAAAACUAUAUUUUUUUUGUGCGGGUCAAGAUCUAGUAUCUUGCUUAAAAUAGUUGAGAUAAGAAAAAGCUGUCAAGUCUUCUUAACUUUUAUUUUGAGAGUCAAAGGCUCAAAGUCCUCUUAAUUUCUAUAGUAAAAUGAUUACAUCAGUUUUGCAAUACUUUAUAGACCGUGUUUUCCUUGCGGAUUCAUCUAAUAUUAAUUGGCAUUUAGACUCCUCUCUGUAUAUAUACAUUGUUUUCUGGAUUUCUUAGAUCAGAGAACAUAACUAAGAAGUCAGAUGAAAAUGGGUGUGUUGACGCUUAGUGUGCGUUUGAUGUUUCUAAUUCUAUGUAUUUUCAUCAAUGGUUCUUUCUCGAAGCUUGAAAGGUUGGGGCAUCCGGUGACGAAAUCUGAUGGCUCUUUGGACAUUCUUGUCUUUGGAGAUUGGGGUCGGAAAGGAGGUUUUAAUCAAUCACUUGUUGCUCACCAGAUGGGAAUUGUUGGAGAGCAACUAGACAUAGAUUUUGUGAUAUCAGUUGGAGAUAAUUUUUAUGACGAUGGUUUAAAAGGAGACACUGAUACUUCUUUUGAAGCUUCUUUCUCUCAUAUCUACACUCAUCCUAGUCUACAAAAACAGUGGUAUUCUGUUUUGGGGAACCAUGACUACCGAGGAAAUGUUUCAGCACAACUAAGUCAAGUUCUCACCCAAAAAGAUUGGAGAUGGUUUUGUCGCAGAUCUUUUGUCUUAUGCUCAGGAAUGGUGGAGUUUUUCUUCGUGGACACAAAUCCAUUUGUAAAAAAAUACUUCACAGAUCCAGAAGAUCACACUUACGAUUGGAGCAACGUCUUACCCAGAAAGAAAUAUAUCUCCAACCUCUUACAUGAUUUAGAUUUAGAGAUUAAGAAGUCGCGCGCCACAUGGAAAUUUGUCGUGGGACAUCAUGGGAUCAAAACAGCAGGUCAACAUGGGGUGACCCAAGAGCUAGUAGAUCAACUUCUUCCAAUUCUAGAGGAGAAUAAAGUGGACUUGUACAUAAACGGACAUGAUCAUUGUUUGCAACACAUUGGUUCUGAAGGUGAAAUUCAAUUUCUGACAAGCGGAGGAGGAUCAAAGGCAUGGAGAGGAGAUAUUCAGCCAUGGGAUCCAAAAGAACUCAAACUUUAUUACGACGGACAAGGUUUCAUGUCUCUUCGCAUCACUCACUCUGAAGUUAAGUUCGUCUUCUAUGACAUUUCCGGCAAUGUUCUUCACCAAUCCACAGUGUCCAAAAAAUCCAAGACUUUUGGUCUCUUUUAAAGAUUAUUCCUCUAAAAAGAGAGAGAGAGUUAAACAUAUGAUAAUUUGAGAGUGUUUAUUUAUAAACUAUGCAUCCAUUUCGAUUGUUGUGUGGAAUAUGUGAGGCGGCAUGAUGUGGAUAUCACUGGUUUCUUUCUGCAUCAAUAUAUUAUAGCUCUACGUAACUAUAUAUAACUUCAGUGUGUGAACAUAUAUGUUUUUUAAUUAACAAGUUGGAAAUUACCCUCAUAAUUUACAUUGCCAUCAAUGAUUGCGUGGUUGAAUAAAAACCACGCUUAAGGCCAGAUUAAAGGAAGAAAGAUAUUGAACUCUCAAACUAGAAAGGGAGCUGCCUAAAAUAUUUCUCUCUCAUGUCUGACUACCAAAGCUGCCGCAACAAAAUCUUCUUCCAGCUAAUCAUCCUAGGCACGGACAUUUUACCCAAAUCCGAAUCCAAUCCAAAAAACUUGAACUCGAACCCGAUUCGAUCUAUAAAAAUAUCCAAACGAGUAUUAAGUUAGAGAAGAUUGGAUACUUGAUCCCAAUCGGGUAAUAUCCGAUACGUGAAUGGAUAUCCAAAAUAUCUGAGAAUAUAUAUAGUAAUCCUAAAUCUCUAAUAGUUUAGACAAUUUUAUUUCUUCUUCAUAAUCAAACUAAACCAAAAUCCAUCCCCGCUGUGGACCUAAUGGACGCGUCUUCAAUUUCUUCGCACCUUUUGAUUUUACUAGAUGAUGCACUCUUUUAAGGUUGUUUUGGUGAAGUAUUGGUCUUCAUCUUUGAGUAUUUGAUGUUCUCUCUUUGGUUAAAAACUUAUUUUAUUGUUGUUUUCUUAAUACUAGAUUGUUCAAUUUUACAACGUACACAUUACUAUGUGAUUCAGAAUUUUUAUUUUGAUUGACGAGCUAUAUUCAUCCUGAUCUUGUUUUUUUAAGUAAUUUUACCCGACCCGAAAUAUCCAAAUCCGAACUGCAAAUAUCUGAAACCGAUCCGAAUCAUAAAAAUACCCAAACGGAUUCUAUACUUCUACAGCGAAAUACCUGAAAAUCCAAAAUAUUCAAUCUGAUCUUGAACGGGUAUCUAAACGCCCACUCCUAACUUUUUCUCUGGUCAACAUCACUUCUUAUGGUGUUCCCCAGUAACAUUUGCGCCUGGAUUUGAGUCGAUCCUACGGUUGUAAGAAUUUAGAGUCGGCAAAAUCUCAUAUCUCUUCACAAUUUCAUCUCGUACUUUGUGUCACUCUCGCUUUGGUCUCACCUAUAUCUUGACAUUCGGCUAAGCCUCUCGCUGAUCCUCAUAGCAUCCUCUCCACCUCUAACUGAUAGCUUGUUCUAUUUAUCUACCACCAGAUCUUGUCGUCUUGUGCCACUCCUCUCCAUUAUAACGAUCUUGAAGUUCUAUAAAACAUUAAAAAUUGAUUUUUUAAAAAACAUUAUAAACAAACAAAAAAAGUAAAUAGUAAUAAAUAUUUGUAAAAUAUUAUUUAUUUUCUAAUUGAUAAAUUAAAAUUUCAAAUAUUAAUAAAUAAAAUUUUUAUUUUAUCCGUUAUAAAAUAUCUUAUGUUAAUAAAGGAAAAAGAGUAUGAAUAAGUGAGUAGUAAUUGGACCGUCCCAAACCCAAAUUUUAGCAAAUUCAGUUUUCAAAUAAAAAAAUAAGGAAAUAGGCUUUAAUUUUUUUGCUAAAUUUAUUUUCAAAGUACCAAAUAAAAGCUGCAAAAAACUAGUUCUGAGAGCUAACAUAUUUUCUCUUAUAACUUUUUCGCUCUAAAUUUUAUUUUUAAAGGUAAAGCAUGAUUGUUUUAGAAAAAAUACUUUUGAAAGAAAAAAUAGUCGUCCAAAGCAUCUGCAACCCGUCUUAAUCAACCCUUUAAUCACAAAACUAAAAAUUGUGAGAGUUCAAAAAUAAAAUCUCGAGACUUUGAGUUAAAUCUACUACCAAGUUUUUUUUUUUUUUUUUUUUUUUGUCAUCAACGACAGACUCAUACUACCAAGUUAACAAAUCACGAUCAGCAGUGUAUAUUAACAGAACCUUAUUUCAUGUAUAUAUUUACACUAGGAAUUAACAUACUUAAAACAUAGUUCAUUUGUCCAAAACUACCAUAAAAAUGAACUACAAGUUUAAGGUAAUUCUAGUAUGUCUUUGGCAUGAUCAAAUUGAUAUAAAGAAAAAAAAGUGCACAUAGGUUUAAAAAGGAACAACAACUUUAAGGACAAUGCAUUAUCAUUCCACGAAAUCAGGGUUCUAACUCAUAGUCGAAUCCAGAGUAAUUCCAAUUUAAUUCUGAGCAUUCUAGGUCUGUAGAAUAUGGAGCAGCUAGGAUUCUGAGAGCGAAUACAAACUGAUUUAGGUUUAGAAACGAAACCAUUGAAUGCAAACACUAUAUCGGUCUAAAGAGGAUAGCCGAAGAACUUACCUCUUUGUGAGGAAUUAAUCGAUUAAGAAUUUUUUCUUUUGGCCAUAGAUCAUAAUCUUUUAAGUUAAGCAAUGUGUUAACAUAAUAUAUAACAUUAACACUUAACCAUUAAUGCCAAUGUUUCAUCAAAAGAAAAAGGAGUUUUAUUUUUUUGAAUAAUAAAUUAAACGGCCGUUCGACCCCAUCGACUUGAUCCGAGUCGAAAAGGCAAAAUUGAAAAGGUAUUUUCGGGAUAAGAAGAGCUUUGGAAGCAUGCACAGGGUUUCUAGAUAGACCAUAGCUGGCAAAAGAAAAAAAAAACAUCGACAUCUGUAAAACAACACAAUGAGAAUGAUCUAAGCUAAUUUUCCACAAGUCUUAUGUCUUUAGAUGGUCCCUAAAAUGCGAAACUCUACAGUGAAAAUGAGCUAAACUUAGACCUGGGCAUUUUAUCCGGAUCCAAGGAUCCGACCCAAAACCGAUCCAAAAAAUCUCGUUUCGGGUAAAAACUGAAUCGAUCUUUUUACCCUACUGGGUUCUUGUUGUGGAGGAUCUGCGAGUAUUGGACCUCAUCUGAUCCGAAUUUGAGAUCCCAUGGAUAGCCAAAACUUAUAGUAUAUAUUAAGUGUAUAUGAGUGUUUUAAUAAAUUUUUGGUAUCAUGGAUACUUUUUUAAGUUUCGAAUAUGGAUUUUCAGAUAUGGUUUUGGGUUUCGGAUUUUCAAAAAAUAUAAUUCGGAUAAACGAAUAAAAUUUCAGGUAUUUCUCAUAUCUUCGGAUUAGAUUUUAAGUAAAAUUUUGAAUGUUUUUAGGACUUAAAAUAUUUUUGGUCUUUUUAUUGUGUUUUGAGGUAUUUUUUGAGCCGAACCCGACAUGAUCCAAACCGAACCUGACCCAAAACCGGACUGAACUCAAACCGAUAAAUUCUAGUUAUCCUAUUGGGUUCAACUAUAUAAGAUUUGAACCAAUUCAGACCCGACAUGACCGAACCGAAUCUAAACCGACAAAUUCUAAUUACUCUAUUGGAUCUAAAUCCGGAUCAGUCCCAAAUCCGAUCCGAGUACCUGAAUGUUAAAGCCUAGCUAAGCUCAAAAACAUUUGUACAUAUAUACUUUAGACACGACCCAAUGGUUUACAUAAAUUGUCAUUGAAUGUAUAUACAUAUGUGCAUGAACAUGGCCACACACAAUUAAAUCGAAUAACAUUCAUUGGACCCACUGAAUGAAACAAGUAAAAGAGAGACAAAACUUUCGUCUAUAAAGUACCCAAAUUGAAUUAAAAUAAAUCGAAUAUCUGUCCAUAUAUAUACGAAGAAAAUGACAAGAAAAUACAACCCGAAUAUUCGUCAAACGGAAUAUAUUCACAAAAACAAGAAAUGAGACUUUAAAAUAAAUUUGUUCAAAAAACUCGAAGUCUCUCAAAUAAAUAAAUAAAUCAUUUUAUUUCAUACUACGGUCAGUCCGCGCUACGCGCAGAAUAUACUUGACGUGUGAUGUAUAUUAUUAUAUUACUGUAUAUUUUCACUGAGUGUGUUUUAUAUUUGUUAAAUGAUAUUUUUUAUAAUUAUUUUCAACUUUAAGAGUUUGGUAUAUAUAUAUUCUUUGUUAUUCAUCAUAUCCAUCAAAGUCAUUGUUGACUAAAUUUCGUAUACGAUGAUUAUAAUUGUCUGAAUGGAGCAUUUGUCAGUUUUUUUUUUUAACGCUGAGUUUCAUAUGAAAUAUACCACAAUGGAUCAAGGAGUACAUAGUUUCAGAAAACAUAAAAAAAUAAAGGAACUGAAAAAAGAAAUAAGGAUACCAGUAGGCAUCGCACCUAUAAAGGCUUUAAACGUGAAAACAAAAAGAGCAGAGAAGGAUUCCACUAGAGGAGAAACCAACCAAAUCUAAAGUUAGGUAGAGUUUCUCAUUUCCUGGUCGAGGAUGAAGCGAAGCCAAGCCGGUCCUCCAAUAGAGAUGUAAGACUGAGAGCGAGAGCCUUGGAUGACACUGUCUGCAAUUGCCUGAGCGACUAUGUUACGAGGAGCAGAGACAUGCUCUAAAGACCAAGAGCCGAUAAGACUAAGAAGAUGAAGAAUGCCUUGUAUAAGGAGUCCAAGGUCGGGGAAGAGAUGUGGCUUGAGAAAGGCUUCACGAACUUCAUGAGAAGAGGUUUCAAAAAUGAUAUUGCUCUGACCCAUAUUACUCAUACUCUCCGCAGCCCAAUAAAGUGAUUGUAAAUCAGCUUCUUGUUUCGAUGCACUAGAGGGGUAACCACGUCGGCUGAGUUGGAGGGGAGAACCUUGGGAAUUUCUGGUGAUCCAGCCAGCACCACUGAAUGAACUCGAAUUAUCCCAAGCCAUUCCAACAUUACAUUUGAUGAGAUCACCCUGAGGUUUUCUCCAUUGCGGGUUAGAAGGUUGGACAUUAGGCUGCCAAGAAGAAGUAACAAUCUGAGGGUCAUUAACUGAUAGCCAUAUCUCAGCAUCUUCCAAAGCUUUCUUAGCACAGUCAACUGGAGAAGAUCUUCCAAAGUUCAGUUUUUAUUUUAGGGGAGUAAUUAUUUUAGUUUGUUUUUCUUAUGUUAAGUUAUCUAUUAUCAUGUCAGAUCUUAUGUGUUCUUUGUAUGAUUGUCGUAUAGUGUGGUGUUUUUUUUGCACUAUAACACCUUUUUUUUUAGAAUACACUAUACAACUAUUUAGUUUAAUUUUAUUUUGAUUAUGGGAUUAUGCUAGACAUUUUUUUUACUUUGAAUUCAUUUUUUUUUAAAUUUUCGACACAUAUUUGGCGACAAUACUUUACAUCUACUCCUUAAAUUAGGUAAACAGUUUUUAUAUGUAUAUAUCAUAUAGUAAGUGUCGCAUAUGCUUUUUAAUGUUGUUGGGGCGGUAUACAAUCAUUGAUUUUGUAUUCCUAAAAAUUUUGAAUUGCAUGGUAGUUUGGUUACUUCAACCAUGUGAAACGAUUCUUUGAAGCGUCUCCAGCAUUGGUCAACUUUAAUUUUUAUUAGUUUCCAUCCAAGCAUACCAAAGCAUUCUUUACUGAUAUUGGGCUCUCCUUUGCAUAAUAUUUUUAUGUCGUAUAGGUAAAUUUCAUUGUUGUAUGAACCAACUAUUGUUGCUUGCAGAUUUUGGAACCUGAAGUUUAUGUUGUUGUUUUGAAAACACUCUUGCAUGCUUUUGACGUAGUGGACUGGCAGGUUAUCGUCUGAAAGACAUUGUCAUUAAGUUUUGGGUUUGUAUCUAGUUAUCGAUGCUAGGGGUUGGGCUAUUAAAAGAAUUAAAUUGAUAUUCGUGUACAUCCAAAUAUUUAAAUGUCAAUUUAUUUUUCAUUUCGGUGGUGUAAGUAGUGUAGUAUGGUAUGUAUAGGGAAUUUACAUAUUAUUUGAGUUUAUUGUCGUUACUCUUUUACGAAGUUUUUUUUAUUUUCCCUAAUAUAUUUAUAACAAUUGUGUUAAUUAUUUAUUAUUUUCUUUAUAAAAGUAAAUAAAUGUUUUAAAAUGUUUAUUAUCAUUUAUACAUUUUCUUAGAUUGAUUUAUAAGCCUUUAAAACUAAUUUAUAAAUUUUAAUAAAUUAAUUUAUUAUAAAAUAAAUAUACAUCCUAAAUUAAUAAUUUUCAACACUAUUUACAACUUAAUAUAACUUCAAAAUAUUAAAUCAUUUGAUAUUUGGCAAUAGUGAUAUAAGAAUGUUUUUGUAUUUAUAUCUUCAUUGUCAAAUAUCAAAUAAUUUAACAUUUCUAAGUUAUAUUACGUAGUAUCAAGGAUAAUUCAUUCAUGAACUCAAUCUUUUUAUUUAGAGUAGGACACACUUUUUCUAUUUUCAUGAUUUCCGUCCUCCGGCUCUUACUUUUUCUCUCUGCUCGCCAAAAAUAAUGCAUGAUUAUUUUUAUUCUCAUUGAUUUCUAAACAAAUAAGAGAUAUUUUUUAAAUAAAAUAAUAUAUUUGAUAUUUUAUUCUUGAUUUAUUGUAUUAAUUUAUGUUUCAGUAGUAUUAUGAAUAAUGUUAAAUCAUUGUGAAACCGUAAUAAUCAUAUGUAAAAAUAUUAAAAUAUUUAUGAAGCCUUAUAAAUUGAUUAUAAAUUAAUGUAUUAAAAUUUAUAUAUUAGUUUAAAGGCUUAUAUCAAUCUAAAACAAUGUAUAAAUGAUAAUAAAGAUUUUAAAACAUUUAAUAACUUUUAGUGAUAAAACAUCUUCACUAUUUUUGAAUUGUAAAAAAAACAUCAUAUAAGUUUUCAACAUUAUAAACUCUCAGCUUAUAAACCGUUAACAUAUGUCACUCUCCAUGAGGGUAACAUAUGUUAACGAAAUUAAAGUUGAAGGUUUAUUUCAAAAUAUUUUUGGUUAAGAGUAUUUUUACGAUUCAUCUUUAGUUGAGGGGUUUAAUUACUAGAAACCCUUGAUAAAAUGUGUAAAAUGAUAUCUUAAAUAAAUUUUCUACUUUUUCUCUAGUCAUUUUUCAUAUUUAUUAUUUAUAUUAUGUUUUUUAUAAUAUGUCUUUAAGUAUUUUGGUUAUUUUAGGUAUUAUUAUCAAAUAUUUAUGGUUUUAUUUGUUAGGUUUUGUUAUAUAUAUUUUCAAGCCAAUUUCUGAAAGAUAUUUAUACUGAUUAUAUGUGAAUUAUUAGUUGUAUCUUUUUUCAUAAUUUUCACACAAAGAAAAAAAGAUUCUGUGAGAUUCACUUUUUAAAAAAUACUAGGAUGAGACCCGCGCCUUGCGCGGGAUGAGAUAAAUCUAAAAAUGAUAUAGUUAAAAUACUAAAUUGUAUUUUGUAUGGUUAAUAUAAUAUAAUGUGAAAUAUAUAGAAUUGAACAGUAUAUAUUAAAUCAAAUUGAAAUAGAAUGCAAGGUCUUAAUCAUGUAGUGGACUUUAUUUUAUGGACCUUAAUUCAUAGACUUUUAGGACCAAAGACAGAUGGACCUUAUUUGUAUAGAGUUACUAAAAUGUGAUGGGCCUUAUUUAAUACUUGUCUAAAACUAAAGAAAAAAAAAAAUUAGUCCAUUAAGUACUUCCCGUGAAAAAAAAUAAAAGUUAUUACAGAAAGAUCCAAUUUGUUCGAUUCAUCAAAAUCGGCUGUGACUCUGAGACAAUCGUCUGUUAGAAAUAGCUUCCUCAUCUUAAAGACCUUUUAUUUUGUAUCUCGAUGAUUUGGGUCUCUUGAAUCUUCUCCUUCUAAACGACUCAGCAAUUCGUGUGUAUGUUCUGCCUUCCACUAUUUGGUCCUUAUUUGAAGCCCGACUGCAGCAACUGAAAUAUAUUCGUAUUUAGGUUUGGAGAAGGUUUUACCAACUUGCUUACACUCUGAUCAAGUAACGGAAUAGUUGGAAGGUUACAAUCAGAAUUGUUGAAGAUAUUCAGUCAGCCUUAUUUGUCUACAAAUUGGAUAUAUGCGUGGGGUCAGAUCAAGAAACGCUUAAGAUUUUUGGGGGGGAAAGCAGUUGCUAACAAUGCAUCUCAGGCAAAUUUAAGUUCUUGGUGUUUACAUAAGGUUAGUAUCGAGCGAUUUCAUAAUUGUUUGAGUCUUUGCUAUUGGUAACAGUAUAGAUCGUUUCUGUGGUUAAUAAAACAAAGCAUAGAAAAAGAUAUUAAAAAUGUAGAGUUUAAAAUAAAUAAAAAAAACAUAAGGAGGAGAGGAACAUAAAAUACGAAAGCAACAAAACAUAAUUAAACGAUACGAAAGCAACAAAACAUAAUUAAACGACAACAUAAAAAUAAAAUAUUAAAACCAUGUCAUUCCCAUGAUUUUUUUCUUCAGUAUCCAUAGUAUGGGAUCCUAUAAAAAAAUAGAGAAAAUAAGUGAGCAUAAAUAUAAAGUAAAGUGAGUUCCCUAUUCAACAAUCAAAUUUUAUUACCUCAUUCUGAAAGACUGAAUCUCUGGAACAUCAUCAGGCUCAAAUAAAAUUUUCGAAAAUCCAUCAAUGGUUUUCACGUGCUUGAAUCCACCUGAUCAUGAUUCGAAAAAAUAAUGUCACCAUAAACAAAUGUUAAAUCACCUACUAUGGUUUUCAAGAAUUAGAACUGUAAAUUACCAACACCCCAAGUAGUUUCCCAAAGGAUGGCACGUUAAGAUAGUCUAUCUAAAAACUGAGUAGAACAACUUAUAACUUAGAUUAAAUACCCAUAAAAUGAGAGUAGAGGCUUUAUAUAUAUAUUAAUUAAAAGUAGACAAUAAGCUCGCUGGGAAACAGCUCAGAAAUUUAAAUAAAAUAAAGUGCUGACUGAAAGAAAAAACAGAAACCAAUAAUUCAAGCAAGUUUUAGAAAAAAAUAAUCCUCUACUCUCUUAUACUUCAAUGAUUCCCUUUAGCCACUUUUAUCUUUCUUCUCCUUCUUGAUCUUCACUGGACAAUGAGUGCGAGUAACAGAAGUCUGAUCAAAUGUUUCCUCCAGAUUAAUCACUGGUGCCCCAGCUCUUUUAGCUGGAGUUCAACUCUUUGAGUCAGACUCACCAGAUGGACAGCCACGCAACAUCAUCGACCCCUGAAUAUACAAAAAGGUGACAAUUAUAGAAAUUAAUUAUCUCUGAGUUAAGUUGAAAACCAUGUUAUAAUAUUGACUGAAAGUCGCAUUUACCUCUGGUGCAUAAGACACAAUACUGUUAUCAAUAGCAGCAAUAUUUUCACUCCCCUGUCAGUCAGAUAAGAUUAUAUAAAAUUUAGUAGAUCGUUAAUUAUAAAUCAUGGCGAUAUAUGUAAUUACUAACCGUAGGCGAAUUAGUCACUUCAAACUCAGAAAUCAUCUCAGUGUUUGUGAUAAUCUUCAGCACCUUGUAAGUUUCAUGCUUGUACAAAUAGUUUUUCCGCUCAAUCGAUAUCUUGAAAAGAAAAGUUUUACCAACCAAAUUGUUGAUAGCACCGGGCAAAAGAUAUGGUUCUUGGAUCUCCAUAAGAAAAGUAGAAAAGGCCAUUCUUACAUCAGUCGCUCAAAACUCAAAUGAAUUAUUUAAAAAGUUAUAAAAGAGAUUUAUAAGCAAACCUCGUCGGAUAUGAGUCCGGUGAGCUCAAGGCAAGGCUGAUGUAAGAGCUGAUUUGCUAGAUUAUCAAAAAGUAGGAACUUUGGUGUCACUUGUAUGAUCGAGCACAACCACAUGUAACUUAUACCUACAAUAUAUGAAUAGCCAUUACUUGUGUACAUGUCGUCAAAAGCAAAAUUAUAAAUAGAAUUAUAAUCAGAUUAUAAAUAAUAACCUUGGAAUAAGUUGGGGGUCAUGCAAAUUGCAUUUCACGCAAAAGUAACUGUGCCUGAACACAUUCACAUCGAGUCCAUCAUAAACUUAGAGAGCAGGAAUAAAUUUAGUGAGCAGGAAUAUAGAAAAUAUUGGUAUGUUGUAAGCAGUCCGAACUUAUGUAUUUAUAUAAGUUGAAAAUUUCCGGAAAUAAAUGCGAUUGGCAAUUGAAUAUGCAAUUAUUCAAACUAAUUGGCAAUCCGCAUUGAAGACCUUAUAAAUUAAUUACCAAAAUUUGCAAUUAAAAAUUCCAGGACAAAUGCCUUUGGUAUAUAUAAUAUACGCUCAAUCAAUCUAAUUGGCAAUCCGCAGUAAAGAGAUAAUCAAAUGUUUUCAGUAUUUGGAAAUUAAUAAAUACCGCAUAGUUCUAUUUUAGGACUAUAUUCAAAUAUCAUAGCAAGGAAUCGAUUUGUAGUGUCUGCAAUCAAUUGCAUACAACGACUAAAUUUAAUGGUUGCAAACUUGCAAUCAAGGAUUUCCAUAUACAAUAUGAUAUUGACUAAAAUGAAGACCAAAAUUUGCAUGGAGGACAAAUCAAACAUAAAAAUAUAACUAAUAUCAAUCAUAUAUCACCUUCAUAAUAGUUUAAAUCGCAAAGAUUCCACCACAAUUAUGAAUUGGUAUGUUAUAUUUUACUUUUUACCUCGAUUAUACAAAUUACGAACACAAUUUAAUAUUUCGUUACUAUCUUCUAUUUUCCACAUUGUUUAAUAUUUUAAUUUAUGUGAUAUAUAUUACGUUUCUCAUUUAGAUUGGUCAAAGUAAAAUGGGAACAAUUGGAUUUUAUUAGUAACUAUGAUAUAUUAAGAACAUGAUUUCACAUAAUUUGCAGGUUUUACAAUUUACAACUAAUAUUUGACUCUACUUAUUUUCCAAGACAAAAGUCAUAUGUUAUUCUGCAGGUACAUCAACAAAGUCAUAAUAGAGAAGACUUAAAUUGUUCAUAUCUUCGUUCAACUUUCUGUGUGAUAGGAGAUGAUGUGUCUAAUAUUAAGUUGAUAAUAAUAAAUAGGAGAUAAGAGAUGCAGUGUCUAAUAACAUGUUCAUGAAAUUAAGAAUGAGAUUAUGUGAAGGCGUAAA
Brassica rapa (field mustard) is the source of this 14527-nucleotide messenger RNA. RefSeq names its product purple acid phosphatase 7-like. Lineage: Eukaryota; Viridiplantae; Streptophyta; Magnoliopsida; Brassicales; Brassicaceae. Gene Ontology annotation, molecular function: acid phosphatase activity. The record is from RefSeq and is a predicted model, not a curated record.